AUGGACCCCAAUGAUCAGCAGCAGCCUUCACAGACCCCUGACGAUGAUCGGUCGGGAUAUCAUCCUUUGCCCAAUUUGGCUGAAGAUCAUAUCACUUUCGUUGAUCUUCGUAGAGAGCAAGACCUACCUGGGAUAUGGGAAAAGUUAGAUGACAUACUAACUGAACACAACAACAAUUACUCGCACUCAACCCCACAAUCUGUCACUAACACCACUCCGUUCAAUCUCAGACGCGCUAACGCUCAAAUACAGAAACUAACCAGGGUUGUUGAACUUCAAGCUACCAUCAUCGCUGAUAUGAAUCAAGCUAUGCGACAGAUUCAAAACAGCCUCCAGAUGUAUCAAGGAGGAAGUAUGUCGAGUCGUCAAGGUCUUUCCUGGGAUAAUACCAAUGCUUUAGUCGAUUCGAAAGUUCGAGCGAUCUUAGCGGAUUAUAAGAUGCACAGCAACAUGGAGGACAAGAAAAGGAAAAGGAAGAGGAAAGAGAAAGAAGUUGUAGUGUUGAAAGACCCAAAGGAUCCUAACAGUUCACGGUCAACGCCUCAUAUAGUCGGUGCUUCAUCUGGAUCACCCAUAAAGACAGCCAAGAAGGGUGGAUCCGCACCGCUUAGAGCUAAGAAAGCUGGAUCCCCUUGUCCGAUCGAGCUGGUACAUAGGUUUGGAGAGGAUCAAGGAUUGGAUCACUAG
This is a messenger RNA of Kwoniella botswanensis, 687 nucleotides long. RefSeq lists its product as uncharacterized. The record is from RefSeq and is a predicted model, not a curated record. Bases 1 to 687 code for a protein of 228 amino acids. NCBI's taxonomy places the organism in Eukaryota, Fungi, Basidiomycota, Tremellomycetes, Tremellales, Cryptococcaceae. The transcript has 3 exons.